AUGUCACGGGUGUUUUACGACACUGUGAUUGCAGGUUCCGUGAGCCGACUGGCGGCGCUUCUGCUGUCUCCGGUGCUGGUGCUCCACACCGCCACAGAUGUCGCUGCUGCAGCGGCAGUAGUACCAGACCUUCCCGCUGUCGCCGCCGAUCCAGACGACGGACCAGAGCUCUGGCAGCUGAAGCCGUCAGAGGUAACCCUCGAGGUGGCCUCCUCCGGCCAGUCCUGUGAGGUAUGGGUAGGCGGGCGUCUGCUGCUCCACCGCCUCGGCCCGCCGCUCGGCCUGCACGCUCUCUCUGUGAACCCACGGACCGGGCGCGCCACGGGACACGUCACAGCACCCGGCGGUGUGCCGGCCGGAGCAUUCGUGGAGAUGGCAGCAUUCAUAGCCGACCUGCAGCCGGGCAGUGUGAUCGUGCUCUGCCAGCAUUCAGACGCAGAGAUGGUUCUCGAUGACACUUCAGACGAGGUGUUUCGUUCACUGAACGCUAGUUUCGGGUCCGAUCUGCAGGUGCGCUCGGCGCUGGCGCUGGUCGUUAUAAAGGACGGUCCGGUGUUGGCUGAGGGGUACCGCCCACACCUGGCGGCGCUGGAGCUCAACUCACCAGCACCAUCCGUCCGACUGGCUGUAUCAGUACCGGUGGAGGCGCCCUGUCAGCCACCGAUAUCAACCUCUACCUCCUACCGGCUCCGACUGGAGUUCUGUGAGCGAUACGACGGCUACGGAUCGCUGUGUGAUUGCCACUCGCCGCUGCCGCUGCCACCCGUCCCCCGGCCGUUCGCUGACGGAGGGCUGUUCCCGUUCCCUGUGGUGGUGGUGUCUGCCGGCCGGCCUCGCAACCUGCACCGAUGUCUGGCCUCGCUGCUCGCCAACCCCGGCCUGGACCCGGCGAGGUUAAUUGUCAUCACGGCCAGCGAAUCAGUUAACGAGUACACCACAGAUGACAGCGGUAACGGAGAGGAGCUGCGGCGCCUGUUACAGCUGUACGGUGUCCGCUGGCACCCUGUGAAUGCAUCACCGGGCAGCGGAGGUUUCAGUGGCGGCUUACUGCAGCGUGCCGCUCUUCAGGCUGCUCUCAGCCUGUUCCCCACCGCAGAGAAACUCGUUCUGCUGGAAGACAAUGUCGUCGUAUCGCCUGACGUGCUCAGCUUCUUCCAGCAGACACAUCACCUGCUGGACGUAGACAUUAGCCUGUAUGGCGUGUCAGCGGGUAAUGAGCUCGGUUAUCGACACGCUGUCUCGGACCGCACAGCCGUGUAUAGAGUCGACUCGGCACCGGGCGGGGCGUGGCUCCUAACGCGCCGUCUCAUCACAGACGAUAUCCUGCCGGUUUGGGGUAGGAGUGAGGGACCUGAGCCGGAGCUGAGCGAGUUGUUCCGACGAGCCGACCUGCGCUUGGGACGUGAGUGCAUCAUCCCAGAGGUGCCCCGUUUCUACCGGUUUGUGUUUAAUCAGAGUGAUAACGGGACGGACUAUCUGUACCAUUGGGACCGGGCAGUGAGCGAGGGCCCGCCGGUGGCCCUGCGGGGCCUGGAGGACCUCCCCCUGCCGCGCUACCGGCGCCACCUACAGGCACUCAUCAGUAGCGCCACCAAACUGGACGGCACCCAGUCGCGGCUCGACUGUUCGGAGAUAGUACCGAGGAACGCCACUGCCGAGCCUCUGCUGCUCUCCGUGCUGAUGAUGAGCGGGUCGGACGGGGUGAGCUGGCAGCGAGCGGCCGCCUGUCUCGGUCUCUGGGACCGCGACGCGCGCGGCCACCACGCCGGCGUGUGGCGGCUACGACACGCCGGCGGCGGACCGCUGCUCGUACUGGCCGUCCCGUUCUCGCCGCUCGCCGGGUAUGCGACGCUGCACGGCCGCGGUACUAUGCUGCUGGUCUCGGCAGUGAGAUCUAGAGAGCAGCGUCGGCGCGGACGCUGGCCACCGACACCGCCCCGGCCCGGGCCUGACCGGGUGCUCGAGAGGUACCGCUGGGCAGCCGCGGCGGCGGGGCUGAACAGGACUCUGCUGGGGGAGGAGCUCGUUCGACGGGGUGUGCUAGAUCAUCACGACCUCACGGAAGAUGAGGAUGACGGAGAUCUGAGGAUGCAAGAAAUGUCAUAG
Amphibalanus amphitrite is the source of this 2106-nucleotide messenger RNA. RefSeq names its product protein O-linked-mannose beta-1,2-N-acetylglucosaminyltransferase 1-like. The record is from RefSeq and is a predicted model, not a curated record. Gene Ontology annotation, cellular component: Golgi membrane. Lineage: Eukaryota; Metazoa; Arthropoda; Thecostraca; Balanomorpha; Balanidae. Gene Ontology annotation, molecular function: beta-1,3-galactosyl-O-glycosyl-glycoprotein beta-1,3-N-acetylglucosaminyltransferase activity. The transcript has a single exon. The coding region runs from base 1 to 2106 and encodes 701 amino acids. Gene Ontology annotation, biological process: protein O-linked glycosylation via N-acetylgalactosamine.